Molecule: messenger RNA, 3157 nt
Organism: Spodoptera frugiperda (fall armyworm)
Lineage: Eukaryota; Metazoa; Arthropoda; Insecta; Lepidoptera; Noctuidae
Product: DNA-directed RNA polymerase II subunit RPB1-like
Exons: 4
Coding region: 125-1057 (310 amino acids)
Biological process (GO): oogenesis; negative regulation of translation
Cellular component (GO): perinuclear region of cytoplasm
Molecular function (GO): zinc ion binding; mRNA binding
Source: RefSeq, a predicted model, not a curated record
GCUUCUUUUGACAGUGCCGAAAGGCCGCCCAUGAUUUGUUUUUAUUUUUCAAUUCGCCGGCCAAUCUUGUGAAGAGCAGACGUAUAUAAUUCUGUGUCCUAGAUCGUCAAUAAAUUGUCCGAAAAUGUAUCCUACGAAGAGUGCGUGCGAUUACAUGACUGAAAUAAACCGUUUAUUCCCUCGGCCGACCGAAAAUGUUCCAGAUCCUUACCGGUCUCCAAGUGCCCUGCCCAACAUGACAAUGAGUUCACCAUUCAGGCAAUCUACACCAGUGAACCGUUCAUCGAGCUCCGCAGACUCCCUAUCUCCGGACUCCUUUCCAGACCUGUCUCACCGCUCAGACAUGGACAGACAAUCCUUCGAAACCCCAUUUGUAGUCAGACGCCAACGUCCCAUCAUAGGCAGAAGGAUUUUUGACAAUACGGAGCAAGUUACACCUGCACCACCUACUUUAAAACCCGUUGAACAUGAUAUUGAGUUUCCAAACUCAAUAUGGCAGCCAGAUGAACACCACUUAUUCCCACCGACACCGCCAAGCAUCAAAAUUGAACAGAAAAACUAUACACCAAACUAUUUCUAUGAAUUAUUUCCGACAGAGAAGAAAGGGUUUGAGUUUAAGCCCCCAGUCAAACUAUCUCCGGUAUCAAACUACACUCCGUCACCAACAUAUUCACCGACCACUCCAACUACGAAAAUGCCACCACGGAUGCCAACUUCACCGUUCAGGGUGCCAAGUAGACCGAACUAUGGACCAAGUUCUUCUAGACAUCAGGAUACGAAGUCGGAUAAAAUGUGCACAUUCUGUAGGAAGAAUGGAGAAACUCCGCUGGUGUAUAUGACGCAUUGUGUGAGGGAGAAUGUUGGCAACCAGAGCAUUGUCACCUGCCCUAUAUUGCGGUCUCACGUCUGUUCCACAUGUGGAGCUUCUGGUGAUAAUGCACAUACUAUUACAUACUGCCCAGUACUUCGCAGCAGCAACAACGGCAGGCCUUUGCAGUCCACCACCAUCACUCUGAAAAACACCAGGAUCAAAAGCAAUGGUAGGAGGCGAUUUUAAUUAUAUUUUUCUUGACAAAAUUAUAUAAAAUAAUGAAGAUUUUUUAUUGUAUUUUGGGUAAUGUACACUUCAUUAGUGUUACGGUAUUCUUAAAUUUAAUUUUUUUACUGAUAUAUGUAUAUACUGCAUUUUUAAUGUUUGACUGAAACAUAUUGUACUUUUAAUAAUAUUGACUGAUUAAUAUAUCGAUCUAAAAUAGUAGAACAAUAGUUGCGGUAUUUAAUAUCUGCUCAACUAACAGGAAACUGACUAAAUUAUCGUAAGACUGACUCAAUUAACUAAAAAUCACUGUUUACCCAUGUAAAUAUUUGGAGAAAAAGCUCUACUACUUUAAGCGGUGACGUCGCGCAGCAGCGUCUGCGCACGCUGCUAAUGAUGAUGAGUCCUUCUGUGACUCGAAACUUUACUAGUUUCUAGUGACUCGAAACUUUACUAGUUUCUAGUCACAGAAGGACUUUUUCUCCAAAUACGUGAGUAAACUGUGAUUUUAUUUAAUUAAAUGGCCUAGACCAUUUGAAAAAAUAUUAUUAUUGUAUUCUAGUUGUUACUCCCUAUUUCAAGUUAACUGAGAGUAAAGAAAUUAAUACCAUUAGUUUGUAAAGUAUUCCUGCAUUCAAACAUGUUAUGUUCCAUUUAAAACGAAAUACCAAAGAGUAUGUUUUAUACUAUGGCCAUUCCAAAAACAGUAUUUAUUACAGACAUGGAUUCUUUUAGUAUAAAUAAAUAGCAAAUAUUUCGAUACAUUUCCAUGUAUUUGACUCUUUAUGAUAUUACUACAAAUAGUUUUAGAAUUAACCAAUGAUCUCAUAAGACCAUAUUAAUUAAGUAUUAGUUGACUAUAUUGUAAUUAUUUGUGCCAUUUUUAUGUAGAUACCUGACUAUUACACAGUUAAAAACUGUACUAUACACUACACAUAGUGGACUCUCACAUUUUAAUGUUAAAUCAUGAUUUUUAUAAGUAUCUUUAUUUUCUAAGCAAUAAAGGCCUAUUUCGUAAAAUCAUGAAUGUUUCGGACAACUCUUUUGACCUGCAAUUGUGAAAUGUGGAUGACUAUUUGAAAAUUGUUUAUUACAUUGACAUUUCAAUAUUUUCUAUAAUUUGUUAAUUACUUAUUUUUUAAUACUAAUCUAACUUUAAUAUGACAUGGAGUAUAAAACUAAUAGAGUGCAUGAAUGAACAGAAAUUAUGAAAAAAAUAUGUUCUUAUUAUAUCCAUUUUUCUUUCAAUAAUGUUUCUUCUACAAGUCCAUACUCCAAUAGUUUUUUACUUCAUGUAUUUUAAACGGUAAUACCUUUCUCUGAAACUACUAAAAAUCAUGCUACAUAAUAUUUUUAAUUUUCUAUUUGACAUUUUGACGAUUUUUUACAAAUAUAAAAAUAAAUCAUGAUUCUUUGACAGCUAUAUGCAAAUUUGUAUCAUAAUCGUAACAUUUUAGAUCUAUAAUUUUAUUAUAACUCGUGAGACAUACUAAAUUAAUUAUUAUGUUAUCGGCUUACUCACGUAACUGUUUGACGAGGAUCUCUACUAGUUUCAAGCCAUGCUAGAGGCUCAUAUUCAUGAGCAGCAUUCUUCGAUACGACGACGUUACUAAUAAGCUGAUAACAUAAUUAAUUUAAGAUCUAACUCAUAUAACUGACAGUAAAUUAUCAUGUUUGUAUUAUAAUUAUAGCUAUCAUGGAACAAUAGCUAUACCUAUAACUUAUUCGCGUAACUAUUUGACGAGGUAUCUCAACUGUUUUCAAGCCGUACAAGAGCCCAUAGUCACAAGCACUUUACUUUCUCAAACAAUUACGCGAGUAAGCUAUUAGAGAAACUUGUUAAAUAGACUAAUGCCGAGUGAUUUUGAGCUCUAUUGCCUUAAUUAUAAUAUAACAAAGAAUAUUUGCUUUCUUUGCACUUUUAUGCAUAUAAAAUAGAAGUCAAAUUUGCUUGGAUAUUAUUAAAAUUACAAGACUAGAGAUUUUAGACAUAAAGCAGUGGGAGAACCUGUCAAUCCCUGGUGCGUCUUUUAUGGGGUUUAGGACUAAUAGUUUCACAAAUAGGUCCCAAUGGUUUAUUAGUGUAAUGUGGUGAGCACACAGAAAGUUUACUCCCAAGGU